AUGUCGACCCCUGAAACCGAAAAGAAAAAGUCAUUCACCAUCAGUGCACCGCCCGAAACGGAUGUGUGGCGUAAACCUCCGUCUACGAAUGUCUUCAACGCCCCAACCCACCCUCUAAUCCCAUCCCCAAUCCCACUUCAAUCCUUCCAACGCGCUCGGUUGACAUUUAGUGGACCGUGGACGACGAGGUACGAUCAGGGGGGGUUACUUUUGAUUUUAACCACCACCAAGGCCACCACGACUGACUCGGAUGCGUAUUGGCUCAAAACAGGCAUCGAAUUUUACAUGUCGGUGCCAAACUUGAGUACGGUAGCUACUAGGGAAUGGUCAGAUUGGAGUGUCUUUCCGUUAUCGGAAAGGGAAGUGGAAGGGGAUGGGAAGGGGAAGGUGACAGUGGAAGCAAGAAGAGAAUCCGACGAGUUGGGUACGAGUUUAUGGGUUUAUCAGAUUCUCCCCACCGCCGCCGCCGCCGCCGCGGGACAACGUGUGCCGUUGAGAGAAGUCACUUGGUUUUUCGCAGAUGAAGAGGGGGGUGGGUGGAAUUUGGAUAUUCGAGCUAUGGCGGCCAGACCGGCGAAGGAGGGGGAUGUGGUUGGGAAGAAAGAGUUGGUUGUUGAGUUUGAAGAUGUGCAAAUUGAGGUUGCUGAAGUAGUUUGA
Messenger RNA from Marasmius oreades (fairy-ring Marasmius), 657 nucleotides. RefSeq lists its product as uncharacterized. Bases 1 to 657 code for a protein of 218 amino acids. The record is from RefSeq and is a predicted model, not a curated record. The transcript is spliced from 2 exons. NCBI's taxonomy places the organism in Eukaryota, Fungi, Basidiomycota, Agaricomycetes, Agaricales, Marasmiaceae.